AUGUUGGACCGGGAUUGGACUCCGAACGGCGUGGCACUGGACCGCUUGUUGGGCAAAGGUGAGUCCAAUCAGGCAGACAAGAUUUGCCUCCUCGCAAAGGCAUGUCAGCGCCAACUCUCCUCCUACCCCUCGCUGGUGCGUGUACGGGCUCCCGCCAAGGUCUUUGGCGACAUCCAUGGGCAGUUCCGGGAUUUGCUGCUUCUCUUCGGACUUUUUGGCAAGCCCUUCCAUUGUGGAGGUGAUAUUCAGACGACCUCCUAUGUCUUCAAUGGCGACUUUGUGGAUCGCGGGGAGCAUCAGCCUCUUCGAAGAAACAAAUUGAGCCUGGCAGGAUGGGAAGUGGUGGAAGCGGUAACGACCCAGUCAGUCAGGGCCACUAACAUUUCUUGCGUGCCUCACAACAUUGAUGCCUUCUACUUUUUGGAUGAGAGUGGGAUUCAGCAAAAUGCAGCUGCGUUGAAGAUAUGGGAAAAACGCGGCUGGAAAGUGAUGAGUUAUGACAUGAUUCCAGGAACUGAAGGUGUGGAUUCGGCCCGGCUGACCGGCAAGGAAUUGAAGUUUGCCCCGCCAAAGUGGCUAGCAAGGAAUUGGUUGCGGAAAUUCCUGCUUCUCAAUGUGCUGAUCCCCUGCUAUUGGUUCGCAGGCUUGAGCAAGCUCAGGUAUUGUGGCCUCCUGCACAACCUCUCCGGCGCGUGGAUCUAUGGUCCGCUCCAUGGCGAAAGGGAUCAUUCGCUGGUCACUGGGCUCACCGCCUGGGUGCUGGGCCAGCCAGGCAUUUGGGGCUUAAAGGUUCCCUGGACCUGUAUGCUCCUGUCUUGGGGAAACUUCCUCGUGGAAAUUGUGCUCCCUGUCGCUGCGAUGCUGAGUAUGACAGAGGGCCCAGUGCAGAGGAAAAUGCGCUUCACCUUCCUCAUUGGAGCUGCGUCUUUCCAUGUGGGCAUCUUCAUUCUCAUGAGCCCCAAUUUUACUCGUCAGAUGCUGCUGCUGAUUUUUGCCACCAACCCAGGUAGCCUCUUUGAUGCAGAGGAUGAGGCCGCUAAAAAGGCCCCGGAGCAAUCGUUGGCUUCCACGGGGGGGUCCCAAAGGCUUCAACAACCUGCUGCUCUUGUAGGAGAGUACCUCCGCGCAAUCUACGCGAUGAUGAUUUGGACUGGCUGGAAUCUUGCGCAGUUCUUUUCUGACUAUGAUCACCUGGCUGGAAACAUACUUCCCAACACGCAUCACGACAUGUACUUCCCCUUCUCCGAGUUCCCAAUGUUUGCCUACACGAAGGAUACCACCUAUGCCAUGUGGAGUUGCGCAUUUCUUCUGCUCGCCUGGGGGGCGCUGCUCAUCAAAAUGAUCUACGAUGUGAAUGAGGCGAUGCUUGAAGUGGUGACGCUGCUCUUUGCUUUGCAUGUGGUAUAUCCCAUGCAGGUGUACUUGGUGCGCGGCAACCACGAGUUCCGCGACAUGAGCGAAAACAUGGGCGACCUGGGAUUCCUGUCACCUGGCCGCAGCGUCACAGGUUUUGACGUCACAUGUUUUGGUCAAGAGAAAGGCCGAAGGAUAAGGGGGAUAUGUAUGGUGUGUCACAGACAGGGAGCUUUUCCCUGA
Molecule: messenger RNA, 1596 nt
Organism: Durusdinium trenchii
Lineage: Eukaryota; Dinophyceae; Suessiales; Symbiodiniaceae
Source: the annotation of a GenBank genome assembly